Molecule: messenger RNA, 5928 nt
Organism: Anopheles bellator
Lineage: Eukaryota; Metazoa; Arthropoda; Insecta; Diptera; Culicidae
Product: RNA-binding protein Ro60
Exons: 4
Coding region: 1-1791 (596 amino acids)
Cellular component (GO): ribonucleoprotein complex
Molecular function (GO): RNA binding
Source: RefSeq, a predicted model, not a curated record
AUGGCUUCCGUGUUGGCUACCGUGCAACGCUAUCUUUACAUCGGAAACGAUGUACCGUUCUUCUUCGAUGUCACAGAACCCUUGGAUAUAGAGUUGGGCAAGAAAGUGCUUGCUCCGGCAGUAAAACCCCAGCCAUUAACUCCCGCCGUGAACGGUGCUUCAAAGCGAUCGAAGAAAGUGCCAAAAUUGAAAAAUGUCGAACCAGCACCAAAGGGAGAGCAAACGCGCAAUGAAACCAGUGGUUCCCUGACAACGAUCCCAGUACCGCCGGUGCUCGCUUUGAUCAAAAAGAUACUCCGAGUCCAGACCGUCAGGCGGUUAGACGAAUGUUUGUUCGCUUUGGCGUACUGUAGCCGUGAAUUGCCGACCGUAGAAGAACGCCACAGCGUGUACGCGGAGCUACCGGAAUUACUAAGUGGUUCGCACGAGCUCUUUGUAUUUCUCGAAUACUACACGCGGCUUGCGACGCAAUCGGGCUACGCGGGCUUCGGUCAUGGACUGCGUGGUGCCAUUACGCGUUGGUAUGACAAGUAUGGGGCACUGGAACUAGCGGCGAUCGUUGCUAGUAGCAAUAGUGUCGAGGGAUGGUCUCAUGCCGAUGUUAUUCGAAAGACGCACCUGAAGCUGGCCUGCCCUGCAAAACAAGCUGUAAUUGAUGCCGCGACGAAACGUACCAGUCAGCUAGUGAGCUACAUAGCUCUUAGAUCCGCAGAGAAGAAAGACCCUGAGAAAGCGAACGAGAACGGGGCGAUCAUGGAUGCGCUCAACCGCUACCGUACGCUAAGGGAAAUACGUGGGGCACCAAGCGCAGUAGAAACGGUGGAAUACAUCAACAAGCAUGGAGCGAUCACGUUUGAGCUGAUACCCAAGCAGUUUAGACGUUCGGUCAAAGUGUGGGAGGCAUUAUUUCCCCAUCUAACCUACCGCGAGUUGCUAGCUGCAGCCUUGCCGAUGAUGGACUUCUCGGUGCUGAAAACCAGCGAUAGCUCCAUCACAAAAGCAUAUAUAAAUGCGCUGUCCGAUCGUCGUAAGGCUAUUGAGAAGGAGAAGAUUAAUGCGAUUGAGGUACACGACAUAGUGAAGUUGUUUAGCAACCUUCGCCGAUACAAGAGCAAAUUGAAGGAAAAACAACAGCGAGAAAAAAAAAACACGAACAUUAUUCCGCCAUUCGACAUUUUCAACAUGUUAGACGAGAUCGCAGAUUAUUCACUUUCACAUCACCCAAAAACUGGUGCACGAUACUAUAUCGCUCUCGACCUUCGCCGUGCUCAUCUAAAGAAGCAUGUUCUACGCAGUUGCAUAGUGGAGUGCAUCGAAGCUAGUGCUUUGAUGGCGUUUUCCAUCUUUAAGCGGGAGAAAAACGUGACCGUUGUGGCGUUUGCUGAGGACGAGAAAUCAUUGCGUCCGGUUGAGUUUCGCCAAGAUAUGACCUGGUCCCAGGCACUGAAACAUUGCAAGGACAUGGUGCUCCCAAAAACGAAAGCCAAGCUCACGAUGCCGAUUCAGAAUGCCCAGACUAACAAGCAAGAGGUGGAUGUAUUCAUCACCAUCACAGAUUCCUUGGUUCGCAUAAAUCCUCUUCGUUCAGCCCCAGCGGAAGCGCUGCUCGAGUACCGUAAAGCUAUGAACCUUAAUCUAACCAGAUACGUUGCUGUAUCACUUUGCUACCAUAAACCUUCGCUGGAGUUCAACGAAAAUUCGAUGAAAACUGGAGGUAUUCUGGAGCUGGUUGGAUAUAAUGCCAGCAAUGCGAAGCUUAUUGAAGCGUUUGCAAAAAAUCUUUUCUUUUAACUACAGCGAGGAAGGUAUGUACUGCACUUCGUAUAUUUCCACAAACGCAUCGAACGAACCGAUAAUUUGAAAAUGGCAGUCACUGGGCAGCUCAUAAGUGUUGCCUACUUACCGUAUUGUCGGGUACAGAAUAAUGGUGCAUAUUUAGCUGCCAAAACUUUCUCCAAAACAGGCUGUACAACUGAUUGAGUUCAAAAUUUCCAUUUCGAUAAAAGGCUAGCAGUGUCUGUGCCUUCCGACACUCGAUCGGUUUGUGCACUGCACAAAGUAAAACACGAACCCCGGAAAAGAUUCAACGAUUGCAUAUCUUUACGUGAAGAAAAACAAAACGAACAUCGAUCGAUGUAACAAUGGCUCUAUCAGUUGUGAUACGAUCCCUCCAUCAAACGGACAAAAGCAAAACGAAACCAGAGAACGAUAUUACUAAAAAACUAUGAACAAAACGUUAACGAUACUGUCAGUUGAUCGGCAGCACUCCGGCAUAAACUGCUUUACCCCCCACAAAGGUUGGAAAGUGUAGUUUAGCUAUUCAACCCAAUUUUCUUUUUGUCGAAUUUAUUACACUGAAUCAUUAUACUCGAUUAUUAUUUCCGUUUCCUACUGGUAAUUUAGCUUCGCGUAUUCUCAUUGUGUAGGUGUUUAAGGAACUAUUGUGUACUGGUAGAUGUAGAUUGAUCACACUACUUCAUACAUAGUGUAAGGUUAGAAUUCUAAACAAGAAUUGGAUCUUGUAGUAUGAAGGUCAUUUGCAGUCUUGCUCCGAAUACGUCGUACAAAGGUUUGCGAAAAGGAUUUCCUAUCCAUUUCAACAAAUUCUCCGUAUUUUUCGUGAACGUUGCUACAAUUUUUAUGUUGACUUGUACGCAACUUUCUUUCCCAUGUAUGUGGCGUUCAAAAUCCCUAAGAGCCAUGUUGUCGUAUUCUGAAAUUGCAAACCUUUUUUCGGGGUAACAAGUUGAUACUGUUAUUCAACAUUCUGAAUGUUGGAAAGCUUUUGCCAUUACGUCUGAUCGUAACUAUUGCAAACUGUUAUGAUCAAUAGUAUGGAGUAUUCCAUCUGAAAUUGGGAACAUUGGCGAGUCUCGUUACGAUUCAUUUAUUGUACGAUGGUUCGGCAACGAUUGGUAGUAGUUGAAUAAUAGGAAAUAAUACCCCUUAUAGUAGAUAUAAAGUAUAGUAACAUGGCAGUUUAUUCAACGUUCUAUUGCCUAUCUCAAUCCCUAUAUCGUAACACUACACUCUAUAACCAAUAUUAUAAGUGUGAUAGAGGUAAGCACAGUUCGACACUGAACCGUGAAAUAUUCACCUUAAACAUCUAUAAUACACGUGUGUAGGUAUAAGGAUCUUUAUACAAGAAUUAUGUUCGUUAAUAAUUUGCGUAGCUUGCGUUGAUAAUGAGUAGUUUGCCACCCUGAGGAAAACUCGUCUGCCGAAGACAAGGUUUAUUUCCAAGACAAAUGGGUAUACGAACCACUUUAGUUCAAAAUGAAUAAACCGUUCAGUGACAUAAGAAUAAUAAGUUCAGUGACUCAUAAGAAUGUUGUGUCUGCCGGAAAUAACUGAAAAACCAAAUUAUUAAGUAAUUGAACAGUAAUUAAAAUUCCAUUAUUACACAAUAGUCAAUGCAGCGCUUCGGACACCGGAGCAACGAUUUAGCAGAACAACUAAAACCAUUUUAACAAUAAUUGAUAGAGCUGUGAUUCAAAACAUGAAAAAAAUUCCUCGCUUUUUGAGGCAACACCCGUAGUUCUAGUUGGCCCUACGUAAAACAAUUGCUUUUGAAGGCAACUAUAGAUAUACCUAAUAGCGAUGAAUAACUUUUUUUUUGUAUGGUUAAUGUUCCACAACUCUAACGAAUUGUUCCGUUGAAAACAAAAGUCGUGCAAAGUAUUCACAUUGCAAGUGAGGGCCACUGAAAACUUCUUCUUUUGUUAUCAUUAUUUUCACUCUCUCAUCCCCCGAGACAUGAUUGAAAUUGCUGUUAAAAAAUACUAGAAUGAAUUACGUAUCUGAAACAAAAGGAACAACCAACAAACAAAUCGAAUGUGAUAUAGACCAUGAAAACGAAACAUAAAAACCGUUAAUAUUGGAAACAAUCAAAUGAAACAGACUGGAUUUGUGAAAUAAGUGCGGCUUACAAUGUUGACUUGCUCUCUUUUCCGCAUUUUCGUUUAUAUCAGAAAACAAUCAAAUGCAAAAGCAAAUGUUGUAAAAAAAAACAAAAAAAAUAAUUAAGAAACGUUAAAUUUAGCGGACACUGGACAUAUUUUGCAUAUUUUCGUUUGUCCUUUGGAUUGUGAAUGUUUUAUCCAAAGUUCUAGUUUGAUACUUAAUUACGAUUAUACUGACAUGAAUGACAAGCGCAUGCCAUUACUUUGAAUGCACCGUAUUUCGUAUUUACUUUGUUGAAUCGUUCAAAAUCGUGACCUGAAAAGACACACGCACCAAAUGAUCAUUCUUGAGCUUCCGCGUCUCUGUGAAGACGAACGAAUGAUAAAGAAUUAAAAAUUGUUUUCUAUUGAGCAAUCGAUGAAAUUGGAUUGUACUUGGCGCUUGCAAUGGUUCUAUGAACAGACAAAUAUUCCUUACCAAGUACGACAAACCAACCAAACGAUCUAAAAAUACUCAUUGAAAGGAUUUCUAGCUGGUGUUGGAUGAGCGGAUGGUUGGAGCGGAGUGACAGUCUGGAGAACAAUGUGAAGAGAAAGUAUCCUCGGGUCUGACGACAAUUAUUUCAUACAAUAAUUUAAAAAUCCAAUAUUUUCGAUAAACAACCGAAUGAUGCUGCUAACAAAAUUGGCUUGGUACUAUCACAAACGAAUUCUACGAUGAAAGACCCAAACUACGGGGUUUCCAUAUUGUUUCCAUAUUUAUCAAUUAAAGACUGAAUCAAACAACAAAUGGAACCAAAGCACAGGUUUUCGUUUACAUUAUGGCUUACCUAAAAAUUUAACCGUAGUCAAUAACGCACUGCCAGUCAUCAAUUGAAGUUUCUUCUUUUUGUGUUUCCUUUUGCCGCUGUGACAUACAACAGAAAUGUAAGAACAAAGAAUGGACAGUAUUUAUUUAAUGAAAGCCAAAAUAUGUAAAGCCACAAACAAAACAGCUCAAUUCGCUGAACGUGAAGCUAAAAGUAACAGAAAACGGGUACGCUCAAAUUAAAGUUUAAAUCAAAGACUUACUUAACGUUGUGCACGAAAUAAAACACAAAAUGAUGGAUAGGGGACUAUGUAUUUGAAGAAAAUCUACUGUCCCAUUCCGCUCAUCAUCCGCCAGGGAAAUGUUUCGGUUGCCUCUUGAAAUGUGGAUCAUCAUCUCAAAUCUGGCCAUAGUUAGAGAUAUCGGUUUAGGAUACGUGGUUCUUUUAGGUAUGUUAUUAUGAGUGGCAAAAACAAGUCAAAUGUUAAAAUGCCCCAUCCGUGCUAGAAUAACAAAAAAGAAAAAUUCUUCAAACGGGAAAAGAUAACUGCCAACAAAAAUGUAUUAUGUUCCAGAUACAAAGCCCAGAGCCCCAUUAUCUACCCUGUGUUUCGAGCCUUUUGUCAGUUCGACACUCAUAAAGUAACUAACAAAACGCUUAUUGAAAUUGGAAAGAACGAAGCCCAUUUCUAAAUCGGACAAAAGAUCAUGUUCCCAAUGGUUUUUUUCUAUUCAUUAAACUGACACACUGUGGACUGUUGAAAUGUUCUUCUUUUACUGUCUUGCUAUACGUUAAAAAGGCUGAAAUAAGUCUAAAGUAUUCGCUUUUCCGUAACGUAAGGCAUUGAUCGAUUCGAUUAACCUGCGAACAGUGCACACAAAAAUAAUACCGGUAAAAUCCAGAUAGAAUCUUGGUGAUCGAAUUGUUUUUUGUUUAUAUACCUUCUACUUACCCUUACGUUAUUCACAGCCUUUGAACUGUUGCCAAAACUCAGAAAAAUGAAUUUCUGCUAAUGAUUCUUUGCUACACAACUCUAUGGUUCGGCAGCAUACGAACCACCCUAGCUUCGUUAGUUAGUUAACUAUGUAAAUGAUGCAGGCAGAAGUGUAUCGUAAAACCAUUUAACGUAAGCAAGUUGUCCAGAUAAAAAACAAAAAAAUAUUUUUCUACCACAGAAAACUGACAAUUAUCAAAUAAGUAAUAGCCAAUGGUGAAAC